This is a messenger RNA of Dacryopinax primogenitus, 633 nucleotides long. RefSeq lists its product as uncharacterized. The transcript is spliced from 4 exons. Bases 1 to 633 code for a protein of 210 amino acids. The record is from RefSeq and is a predicted model, not a curated record. Lineage: Eukaryota; Fungi; Basidiomycota; Dacrymycetes; Dacrymycetales; Dacrymycetaceae.
AUGCAGGAAGCUCUCAUCUCGGAUACGGUCAAUGCUCUCCCUCUGGCUGAGUGGAAGGAGUUCACAAGGACGGUGUUGACAUGCGCAUAUAUGGCCUUGGCUGAUAUGCUUAUGACCUGGCGUUGCUGGAUCGUGUGGAAUCGACGACUCUGUGUUGUGGCGCUCCCUAUUGUACUCCCAAUAUCGUGUAAAGUUAUGAUGGUCUUAUUCCUUCGAGCCAUAUACCUAUCUACUGAUUCGAUUGAAGGCAUCUUUGCACAGUCUCUCUCACACUGGUUCACCCCUAUUCUCGUCCUCACCCUCUGCCAAAACCUUCUCGUGACCUGCCUCAUAUUCCUUCGGGUGAGGAGGAUGAAUUCCAUCUUAACCACCCGGACUGGCUCUGCACCGUUCCGGCCAAUACUCGCGACCAUUCUUGAGAGCGGGAUCCUGUACUCUUCGACUUUGUUCAUUUGGCUCAUAAAUUCGAGUGCGAACGGUCGACUCCGGUAUGGCCGCGGAUCAACCAGUUUCAGUGUUGCUUCAUCCAGCACAUCCGUUUCAGCCGAUAUCCUCAGGAGUGUACCAUAUCUACGACAGAUAUUCGGGCAUGAGCAGCGGUUGGAUACUUCGAUCCAGGAUCCAGGAUCUUGA